Messenger RNA from Cuscuta campestris, 2005 nucleotides. Lineage: Eukaryota; Viridiplantae; Streptophyta; Magnoliopsida; Solanales; Convolvulaceae. The record is from the annotation of a GenBank genome assembly.
AUAAUUUGAAUGCAUUCAAUAAAUUUCCAUGGGGUGAAGACAUAUGGGAAGAGUUGUUAACACAUGCUGGAGAUGUGCACAAUCCCUUAAAACUCGUGGAAGGGGAAGAGUGAUGUUUGGAGGGUUUGUCUUUACCUUACAGGUAUGGGCAUUUGAGAAAUUUCCUUCCUUGAGAGAGUCGGGGCAUUGUCAAAUUGUAAAAGGAAGAGAAGAUUGGAUUCCACGUUGCCUAAGGUGGGAGAUUUAUGCAAAGAUUUCAGGACAGUUUCUUCAGGAAGCCAUAUUUGAAAAUCCAGAGUUUGAAGUGUCAAAGAUUGUUCCAAGUGAGAGGGAGUUAAAUGAUCCUUCAUUGGCAUUAUCUGCUAGUGAAUACAUAGGAAGGGGGAUACAUGACACUGUGCAACAUAUUGAGAGCUCAGAAAAGGGUGCAACUCUAGCAAGAAAUCGGAAUGUUGGUAGUGCUAAGAAAAGGAAACUUUCAACAACUGGAAAUGCCCAAAACAAGCCAAAAGAGAAGAGAAAGAGAAUUAGUCACUGCAUGAAAGGGGAAUUUCUUCCAAAAAGAAAGUCUAAGAGGAAGAAGGAGAGCCAGAGUCAGAUUAUAACAAUUCUCAAUGACAUGAAAAAAAUGCAGGAAAGCCAAGGGAAAGUGGUGAACAUGGUCCUUGAGCAGUUAGAAAGACAAAAGGGAGAUGAUACAGAGGAGAGGGCAUUUCCAGUUGUUGAAAGGUUCCUUUUCUUAGCACUACCAACAUUCCGAUUUCUUGCUAGAGUUGCACUCUUUUCUGAGCUCUCAAUAUGUUGCACAGUGUCAUCUAUCCCCCUUCCUAUGUAUUCACUAGCAGAACGACAAACCGGAAAACCGGAAAAAUUGUCGGAAGAAGAAUGGGAGGAUUUGAAGGACAUGGCAACAAGUACAAUAUUCCUAUGCCUUGCAAAUAAUACUCUUCGGGGGGUUCUCGGUUUGACGGACCCGGUGGAUAUUUGGGAGAAGCUGGAGAGCCGGUACAAGUCGAAAUCGUUGACAAGUAGGCUAUACUUGAAGAAACGAUUGUUUGGUCUCCAAAUGGCGGAGGAAGCUAACUUUAAUCGGCACUUAGAUGAAUUCAACAAGAUUACAACAGAGUUGGAAUCCAUUGAUGUGAAGAUUGAAGAGGAGGACAAGGCGAUGCUUUUGUUGGCUUCAUUGCCUUCAUCUUUUGACAAUAUCGUGACCACGCUUUUGUUUGGAAAAGAGACCUUAAAAUUUGAUGAAGCAGUUGCUGCGUUGUUGAUGAACGAGACUCGGCGGGGUGGCAACAGGGUAUCAAACGACGGUCAAGCUUUGGUAGCAAAAGGAGCUGGUCGGGAACGAGGACAGUCUAAAGAGAGGGGCGGCGCGUCCCAACGAUUCAAAUCGAGUAGUAAAAGCUUUCGGUGUUACUACUGCGAUGAAGAGGGUCAUUUCAAAAGGGAUUGUCCAAAGAGGAGGAAGGAAAAGAAGGACGGGAAAACACCCGUGACUGCGGUUGCAGAAAGUUCGAACCAAGAAAGUGAAGAAGACUUGUUUUUGGCAACCACAAAGAGUCUAGGGGUUGGAACAGUGCAAGUUCGCAUGUUUGAUGGCGUGGUGAGAACAUUAACUGGAGUGAAACAUGUACCGGGUCUAAAAGGAAAUUUGAUUUCAUUGGGGGCUUUAGACUCAGAAGGCUGCCGAAUUUUUGCUCAAGGUGGAGUGUUAAAAAUUUCUAGGGGAGCAAUGGUGGUAGCAAAAGGAGUUUUGUCAAAAGGCUUGUAUAAACUUGUUGAAAAAGAUUUGACACGGAAGCUGUCAGAAGGAAGAAUUACAAGUGCAACAAGCGGAGCAUUUGCAUGGAAGAAGCGGGUGACGUUUGAAGCUUCUCAGAUUGGUGGAUACUGUGACCUCGCCGAAAUGAGCGAGGUGGAGCCGGACCAUGGUUUGAUUAAUUAAUCAAGGAAUAGAAGACUCUUUUAGAACAAUAGUCUAUAAAUUAUGGGUAGAACU